This is a messenger RNA of Diceros bicornis minor, 792 nucleotides long. RefSeq names its product palmitoyltransferase ZDHHC19-like. Gene Ontology annotation, cellular component: Golgi apparatus; endoplasmic reticulum. The record is from RefSeq and is a predicted model, not a curated record. Lineage: Eukaryota; Metazoa; Chordata; Mammalia; Perissodactyla; Rhinocerotidae. Bases 1 to 792 code for a protein of 263 amino acids. The transcript has 4 exons. Gene Ontology annotation, biological process: peptidyl-L-cysteine S-palmitoylation; protein targeting to membrane. Gene Ontology annotation, molecular function: protein-cysteine S-palmitoyltransferase activity.
AUGCGGCUCUGGGAGGAUGGCAUGCCCCUCACGAAGGGGCGCCAUCCCCCGCCUCAGGUCCCAAUUCCCUGGCUCGUCCCGAGUCUGCUCGCUGCCUUCAGUGGAGUCCUGCUGGUCGCUGUCAGCGGACUCUUCUUUGGUUUCCCAUGGCUGGCCCAGAAUGGGGAGUGGGCCUUUCCCACUGUCACAGGACCCCUCUUCGUCCUCACCUUCGGCAUUCUCAUGUUUCUAAACAUCUCCGACCCUGGUAUCUUGCACCAAGGUGAGCUCUCGGGCCCCUGGGAGAAGGAGGCCAGCGAUGCUGUGGGGCUGCCCUCACCCCGGCCGCAGCAGUGUGAUGAAGGGCUCCUGCUGCUGCCCAAUCCUCUUCCCAUGCCAGGCUCCAAUGAACAGUGCCCCAGGACGGUGCGUGUGGUUUGGGCGAAGCACAUAGCCUUCCGCCUGCAGUGGUGCCCACAGUGCUGCUUCCACCGCCCGCCGCGGACCUACCACUGCCCCUGGUGCAACAUCUGUGUGGAGGACUUCGACCACCACUGCAGGUGGGUGAACAAUUGCAUAGGUCACCGGAACUUGGGCUUGUUCAUCCUGCUCCUCCUGUGCCUAUGCUUGUACUUGGGCUCCAUGCUUGUCACCUGCAUGGUCUUCCUCCUGCGCACCACCCACCUGCCCUUCUCCAUUGACAAGGUCAUCGCGUAUCCACCAGGCUGUAGGGUCCACUUGGGGAGCAGUGGGCAGGGCGGGGACAGCCGAAGGGCGGGGUCCCGGGGGCGGGCCAGUGGUGGGCGAGGUUAG